UACUUGAUGUGUCAGGACACCUGAUAUGUUCCCUACACUUUGCAAGGGCAUUAAUGCUGCGUUCGGAACUCCUCGUCUUGCUCGUCAAGACAACUUGUCAGGACCAGCAGGACAACGAGGUCGCGUUCGGAACCUUCUUUACCCACAAUGCUCAGCGUGUAAACAAACAAAGAUGGACCCGAUCGUCAAGUUUUGCAGUGCUAUGGUGGCGAUUGUGCAUUAUUUGAUGGAAAUGGCUUUAUGUAUUACGUUAUUGAAGGAUACAGUCCGCCGAAUGGAACUUUCAAGGGCAUUAAUAACUGAGAAAAAGAGAUGUCCACAGUCUUUGGUGAAGUCAGGGAUUGGAUGUCAUCUGUUUCUAGCUAUGGAUGAUGACACUUUCCAGAGUCACAUGCGGCUAAGAAGACGUCAGUUUAAUUUCCUUAAUGACAGUUUUGGGAGAAUGGGCAUGGCAGAAGUACCAAAAAAUGUUGGUGGGCAACCUCGUGUUCCGUUAGAAAUGAAGACUGCUAUGUUUCUGUGGUACAUGGCAAAUCAGAACUCAUUUAGAGAGAUUGGAGACAAGUUCAAUGUGUCUCGGUCUACUGCCCAUGAGAUCAUAGUUAGUGCGCUGGACAGUGUUUGCCAAUUAGCAGCUUCCUUCAUAACAUGGCCAGAUGAAAAUGAAAAUCUUCGUAGCUCGAGAGCGUUUCAACAAUCAUGUAGCAGAGAAAGAAUUAUUGGUGCUAUUGAUGGGUGCCAUAUUAAGAUCCAAAGACCCAGGCGACAUGGCAUAGACUAUAUGAAUCAGAAAAGAAUAUUAUUCAAUCCUUAUUCAGGGUAUUUGUGAUGACAAAGGCAAAUUUAUAGAUAUCUUUGUUGGACCUCCAGGUCAUGUGCACGAUGCCCACCUCCUUCGUAAAAGCCCAUUUUUUUGCAGAAAGAGCAGAGAAGAUGGCAGGGUAUUUCUUGUUGGGUGACACUGCAUACAUUGCAAAUGAUUUUUGCCAUUUCAUCCUCACACCAUAAAGGGAUACUGGAGUUCUAACUCAAGAGGAUUUACAUAAUAAUACACAGAUAAGUAGAGGCAGAGUCAUUAUUGAAAAUGCCUUUGGAAGAAUGAAGUGUAGAUUCCGGUGCACACGAGAUUUAGAAAACACAAGUUUGCUGACAUGUGUUAAGAUUGUUUUGGCAGCCUGCACUCUUCAUAGCAUGUGUAUGGAAGAAAGAUACAGUGAACACCCGGAAGACAUGAUGAUGAAAAUGAGUAAUUUGGGAGCAGUGUAAAUAGAAAAGAUAUGGCCCUGAAGAUGUAACCAUAAAAGUUAAGUAUGAAAAAUAAGGGUAAGAGUGUUCAGUUAAACUGAAUAAGUGUUCAUAUAAAAGGUAAAGCAAGAAAGUGGUUGACAAAGAUUUAAGCUUAUUUUUUCCCAUUUUUUGUGACAUCUGUUAUAAAAAGUAAGAGUUCAUUUUGAAGUUUGCAAUUUAGAGGUAUUAAAAAAAAUUGUCAUUUUUGAAUAGAACAAUCGUUUCUUUUUGUUGUCUAUUUUCUUAUUUCAGAUUUUUAAAUAUAUAACAAUGGU
Penaeus monodon (black tiger shrimp) is the source of this 1562-nucleotide messenger RNA. RefSeq lists its product as uncharacterized. The record is from RefSeq and is a predicted model, not a curated record. The coding region runs from base 26 to 829 and encodes 267 amino acids. The transcript is spliced from 2 exons. NCBI's taxonomy places the organism in Eukaryota, Metazoa, Arthropoda, Malacostraca, Decapoda, Penaeidae.